Eublepharis macularius is the source of this 3440-nucleotide messenger RNA. It is a transcript of the gene MSTN, whose product is annotated as myostatin. The transcript has 3 exons. Gene Ontology annotation, molecular function: growth factor activity; cytokine activity. Gene Ontology annotation, cellular component: extracellular region. Lineage: Eukaryota; Metazoa; Chordata; Lepidosauria; Squamata; Eublepharidae. The record is from RefSeq and is a predicted model, not a curated record. Gene Ontology annotation, biological process: SMAD protein signal transduction. Bases 151 to 1278 code for a protein of 375 amino acids.
AUAUACAAGAUUCACCCAGAGUGGUGAGUUGUCUCAGAUUGCAUUUGCCUUCAGAGAUUCACAGUGCACUGAAAGAUCACAAAAAGAACUAAGCAACUAUAGAAAGGAGAACGAGAAGGGAAGGGAAAGAACUGCACUGAAUGUGAGGCCAUGUAUAAGCUUAAAAUGUAUUUUUAUAUUUACCUUUUCAUGUUAAUCAUACCGGGGCCAGCGGAUCUUAAUGAAAGUAACCAGGCAAAUGAGAACAUAGAGAAAGAUGGACUGUGCAAUGCAUGUACAUGGAGGCAAAGUACAAAAUCGUCCAGGAUAGAAGCUAUAAAAAUCCAGAUCCUCAGCAAACUGCGCCUGGAGCAAGCGCCUAACAUUAGCCGGGAUGCUAUACGGCAACUUCUACCCAAAGCUCCUCCGCUCCAAGAACUGAUAGAUCAAUAUGACGUCCAGAGAGAUGACAGUAGCGAUGGUUCCUUGGAAGAUGAUGAUUACCAUGCUACAACGGAAACUAUUAUUACAAUGCCCACAGAAUCUGACUUCCCUAUGCCAGUGGAAGGAAAACCCAAAUGUUGCUUUUUUAAAUUUAGCUCUAAAAUACAGUAUAACAAAGUAGUGAAGGCUCAGUUGUGGAUAUAUUUAAGACAAGUCCAGAGGCCUACGACAGUAUUUGUGCAGAUCUUGAGACUCAUCCGACCUAUGAAAGAUGGGACAACUUCUACUGCAAUUCGAUCUUUAAAACUUGAUAUGAACCCAGGCACCGGUAUUUGGCAGAGUAUCGAUGUGAAGACCGUGUUGCAAAAUUGGCUCAAACAACCCGAGUCCAACUUGGGCAUUGAAAUCAAAGCUUUGGAUGACAAAGGAAGAGAUCUUGCAGUAACUUAUCCAGGACCAGGGGAAGAGGGCUUGAAUCCGUUUCUAGAAGUCAGGAUUACGGAUACACCAAAAAGAUCUCGUAGAGAUUUUGGUCUUGACUGUGAUGAACACUCGACAGAAUCUCGAUGUUGUCGCUACCCACUGACUGUGGAUUUUGAAGCUUUUGGAUGGGACUGGAUCAUUGCUCCCAAAAGAUACAAAGCGAACUACUGCUCUGGGGAAUGUGAAUUUGUGUUUUUGCAGAAAUAUCCACACACUCAUCUUGUGCACCAAGCGAAUCCAAGAGGUUCCGCGGGCCCUUGCUGCACACCUACUAAGAUGUCUCCCAUUAAUAUGCUUUAUUUCAAUGGAAAAGAACAAAUAAUAUACGGGAAGAUACCAGCCAUGGUAGUAGACCGUUGCGGGUGCUCAUGAGUGCUUCAUUAGGGUUGCUACUUCAUAAAAUGUGGAAUCUACCAAAAUUACCCUUCAGCAAUUUUUGAAACUGUGAAUUUUUGUACUCUAAUAGGCCAUACAAUAGGCUAUUAGAAAAUUUCCUUCAAAACAAGCUACAGUAUGUGAACUGAAAAAGACAUUUAUGUACGCAAGAGCUGGUUUUAACCAGUGAAAAAGAUAAGCUACAAGCAAUCUCACAGGAUUUCACAAUGAAUUUCUUAUUCUGGAAAGGGAUAAGUUUCCAUUUAUGCAACAACGUAGUCAUAUACAGUUUCCGCAGAUAGAAAUAGGUAAAAGCAACUCCAUGUAUUCCAGAGAAUGAAAAGGAGUGAGCUCUGAGAUGUAGUUUAAACAGGUUUAGUUUACUGUUGUAUUUGCAUUAGAGGAUAUAUUGGUGACGUAUGAAGUAACACUGAAUUGUCCUCAGACACUUGAACUGAGUUUAGAUGAUAAAAACUGAUAAGAUGAAAUUCCACAAAAACAUAGAUAAGUCUACAAAUCAGCAUAGGUAUAUUGUAUGCAUAUUAUUUCCAUUCCUUUUAUAAUUAGUGCGUUCAUUAUUUACUGCCAAUGGUGCUAUCACAGUACGCUAUCAAAAUACAAUCCCAAGAUUUGCUACAAGAGCUCAUUAGUUUUUAGAGUAGGAAACACCAAAAGUGAAGUCACUACAAGGUUACAAAAUCCCAAUAUUGUUAUAGUAUUGCAGAUACCAGUAAGUCUGGGCCGUAAGUAGUUAGGUAAAAGAUAUAAGUAUGCAGCACAACAAUAACCCCCCCCCCCCUCUCCUCAACAAUAAUGUAUUGAUCGUUCACAAGGAACGGGGAUUUGAACGGGUUAUUUUUUAGUUUAACAGACGUCCACAUUACAAAGUAACAGAGAAGGCAAUAAACAGCUUAUUAAGGGUUAAUUUUAACAGUCCACGCUUGCAACAUUACAGUUUGCUCUAUCAAAAGCCAAUGGGGAAAAAUCAUAAAUACAAGAAUUAUAAAAUGCUGAUACAUUACUAAAUUUGUGUAAUAUAUAUAUACAAUAUUAUAUUGUAAAUAAACAUUUUUGUUAUUAUUUACCUUGACUACGCUAUGAGAAUACGGUACAAGAAAUACAUGUCCCAUUGCAGAAAAGUACACCUCUGCCAGUAAUGAGCGAACUAUUUUAUUUCUGUGUAACAAACACAUGCUGAUAAUUCAGCAAAUUCUCAUGAGUCUGACUGUGCAAUCCUACACAGAGUUGCACCUUUCAUAGGGUGUCACUAUUUAGGAUUGUACUGUAAAAGUACCAACACUCGCAACGACCCAGAACAUCACGCAAAAAAAGCAGAAGAUCGAGUUUUCUUGUGCGAGAUUUGCGUGAUGUUGUGCAAAUCUCACACGAGAAAACGCAAUCUUCCGCGUUUUUUGCGUGAUGUUCUGGGUCGUUGCAAGUGAAGGUAAGCAGUGUGAAAAGGGCCAAUGAUCGAGCUGUUCACUAGCUUUGCAAAAUUCUGCUGCUCGUAGAAGGAGCAAAACAUCUGUGGAACUAAAUCAAAAGAUUUUUUCCCCCUGCAUGUACCAAUGUUGCACAACCUCUUCUGCAAGCAGAAGCCUAAAAACUGCUACCUACCUAGUAUUUAACAGUUAUCCAGGCCUGUGCAUAGGAAUUUGGAGAACACUGUGAACGGAUGUUUUCCUUUCACUCACAGGUCUUUGGAUCUCACCCUAUGGUCCACGUUGUUCCUUCUUUGUUACAGUUAAAACAAUAUUUUUUCCAUACGUUGAUAAUAAAUCGAUAUACUGUAAUAGCACAAACUCUAAUAUUUUCAUUAACUGUAUUUUUCUUUAGAGUUCAAAUACUGCAAAAAUAUUUUAUUAUCUUGAUUUUAUAAGUAUGUAAUAAACUUUGAUUUUUCACAUAUUACUGUAUAUUUUGCUCUGCAUAAUCAGUAAUUUUUAAUCAAAAACAAAGUUUAGAAAUCUACCUAUUUCCUAUGAUGGGACAUUAUUUUCAAAUGUGAAAGAUGAUUGAAAAUACAGCUACUGUUAAAUAACCACUAGAAUUUCUGUUAAAAUAUUGUUCAUUUUUGUAUGAUAUCCAAGUUCUAUUUGUUGUAUUCUGAAUUUCAACUUAUCAUUUUAUUUGUGUGAAAUUACAACAAAAUAUUAGUC